AUGAGCGACCGCGACGAGCCCAUCACGCUCCGGGUUCACUAUUCGGCGAAGGUAGACCCGGUGUCCACUUGCGUUGAGAAGGAUUGUGCUCGUACUCCGCUCCCUUCGCCGCCACUGCCUCCGGUGGUGCAGCGCAUUCUGGGCAGCGCCAACAUCUGGAUACCUGUUGCUGCCGCAGCUGCCUUCUAUGUGCAAUUUGGCGUACGCGCACCCCGUUCAGUGGGACUCGUUGGGCAUAAAUUGUCGCGAUGGCGCUGGUCAGCAGGUGCUAUGGGCGCUGGCAUCGGAGGUGUCGUUUUUCUGAAACUGGAAGCGCGACGCUUGUUCAACGAGGUGGCGGAUGACCCGUCUCUCCGAACCAUUGCCCGUCAGAGUUUCGUCUAUCAUGAGAUGAAUCGCACUCCGGGAUUUCGGAAGUCGGUAAUAAGAUUCGCGAAAAUGUCCUCAGAACCUUACGAGCCCAUCGGACUGACGGAGCGCAUUGCUUGGUGGUCUCAUCGUGUGUGGUCGCUUCCGACGUCCAGAAUGGUCGCGCGCCAAUAUGACGGCCUGCACAUAUUUCUCCACGGCACAGGCGUAUCUCCGCACGACAUAGACAUCUGCACGACGUUUUUUGCAAACACAUUCGAUUACGAGCGGUGGGAUUAUGUCACGGCGGGCUCUGGUAUUCUCUUUGCUUGCGGUCUCUUUGCGUCAAUCGCAUUGGAGAAUAGGCCACGACUGCGUUGGUGGGUUCGCCUUGGCCGCGGAGCUUCGUUGGUGGUCUACCUCGCGUCGUAUUCCCUUCGCCCAUACCUGCACUGGUCCCACCUACAGAGUCUUCAUAGCAGAGAUCACCUCGUACGCAUGCUGGAGGCGAAAGCCGAGAUGGUGGACUUUGAAGACCCAAUCUUAGCGGCCUUUUUUGGGCACCGUGAUUCCCGAUGA
Molecule: messenger RNA, 927 nt
Organism: Postia placenta MAD-698-R-SB12
Lineage: Eukaryota; Fungi; Basidiomycota; Agaricomycetes; Polyporales; Adustoporiaceae
Exons: 4
Coding region: 1-927 (308 amino acids)
Source: RefSeq, a predicted model, not a curated record